AUGACACUUGAAGAACCUGAACAAGAAGCCUAUACUCAAGAGGACCAUCAGGUCGCCUAUAUUUUUGACCCUGAAGAUGACGGGACGCAGAAGAAGUCCGUUAAACGGAAAAGAGUGUCAAGGCAGGCUCAGAAAGAUGAAGAAUCUAUCAAAGACUCAUCAUCGUCUUUCGUACCUCUGCUAAACGGCGCCGAAAAGCCCGAGUUUGUCCACUUAAGGGAGACCUUAUUUGAAGAGAGCUGGACUAAAGUUGAUAAACGUAUUCAGGAAACUCUCAGGAAUUCCAAUUUGGAAACUCUACACGAAGUCAGUGAUUUCGUCAAUGAUGCAGUGACAGACUCUGGGGAUAGGAUUCCAUCAGCCUUCAUCAUCACCGGGCCCAACAUUGCUUCACAGGACCUUCUCUUCCAACAGUUGUCAGAGACACUACAAGAAAUAACGCCAAGCAAGUUUGUUGGCCUGCGGUCCUCAGAAGCAUCAACUCUCAAAGCAACGUUGAAAAAGGUUAUUCGAGAUGUUACGGCCAAAGCCUCUGAUGACGAGGACGAUGAUCUCCAAGUUGGAGAUGGCCGUGAGGGGCGGCGUCAUCUUGACUAUGAUCUUGAGGCAUUGCACGGAUUUAUCAAAUCUCAGAAUUGCAAACAUGUCUUUGUUGCAUUCCAAGACAGCGAGGGCUUUGACAGCAGUCUGUUGUCAGACUUGAUCAUUCUCUUCAACUCUUGGCGCCCACGUAUCCCCUUUACUCUUCUAUUUGGUAUCGCCACAUCAGUCGAGCUCCUUCAGGCCAGACUUCUCAAGGCUGCAUGCCAGCAGAUUUAUGGAGCACAGUUCGACGUGAUCCAGACCUCGGCAAUUCUUGAGACCGUCUUCAAAGCCGCCGUGGCAGCGUCGGAUACUCCUGUGUUGAUGGGCACGUCACUUCUUCACAGCAUGUUGGAUCGACAGCAUGACCAGGUCUCAGGCAUCCAGACUUUUACCAUGUCCUUAAAGUACGCUUACAUGUGUCACUUCUAUGCGAAUCCCCUCAGUGUCCUUUCUCAUGCGCCAUCUUUUCAAGCAGAGCAUAUUGAAGCAAUCCGGCAUACAAACUCUUUCAGAGAAAAUAUUGAGAGUGCAGUGGAAACUGGAGUCUUGGAUAACGUGCAAUAUGCCAAGGAUCUGCUCGAAAACAAUGACUUCCUUGCCAUGCAAGUCCAAGAUAGCCUUGCCGCUCGGCAAGAACAUAUCGAAGACUUCUUGCGGGCACUUCUUAUUCUCAGAGAAGCAGAAGCCCAGGACAUUGAGUUUUCAAGAGCUUAUGUUGAGGCUAUGGACGAGGGCAUCUCAGUAACAGAGAGCUCAAAGGCUGUCGAUUCGGUGCAGCGCAUGGAUGCCGGCGAGUUACUGGCUCUACUUCGAAAGUUGGUUGCAAUUUUGCAAGACGGAGAGGUUGAUCUACUAUUAGGACCGGCAACAAAGCAGGCGGAUAUUGAUUUCCAAAAUGCACUAUCAAGGCAGCUUGUGAGCUUGGAACAACUGCAUUCGAAAACACAAAAGGAGGGCGUCACGCUACGAAGCAAGUACAGUGGUCAGAGCAAGAUUGCACGAACCACUGUUAUUGCACAAAAAGUUCAACUGAGCCACGAUUCAGCGGCACUUACAGAGGAGGAUAAGCAACUUACACAGAUCGUUAACAACAUCACAGUGUUGCUUAUCGAACAUGUCCAGAUCCCCAAGCCUGGCUCUAUGCUGUUGUCGGAAAGCUGGUUAUACGAUUCUCGAGCCCCAUCACGGGAUGUGUUUGUGCCUCGCCCGCGGACCGUCCUGGAGCGCAGCCUCACAAGGCCCCACGAUUACUUGUCGUGUUCAUGCUGCAAGCCAGGGGGUGAAGAAACCCCGGCAACGCUACCAGCUACUGCGCUUUUAUACCGCUUAUACACGGAGACUGGAAGCCUCAUUAACGUCGCAGAUCUAUGGGCUGCAUUUUCCGCAUUGAUCAGCAACGAGGAAACGGACGAACGCAAAUCGCUGGUCCUGUUUUACCGUGCAUUGGCUGAGCUGAGGGUUUUGGGAUUUGUCAAAGCAAGCAAGAAGAAAGCCGACCAUAUCGCCAAGCUGAAGUGGCUCUAG
Messenger RNA from Fusarium poae, 2109 nucleotides. RefSeq lists its product as uncharacterized. The transcript has 7 exons. Gene Ontology annotation, molecular function: DNA replication origin binding. Gene Ontology annotation, cellular component: nuclear origin of replication recognition complex; DNA replication preinitiation complex; nuclear pre-replicative complex. Bases 1 to 2109 code for a protein of 702 amino acids. Gene Ontology annotation, biological process: DNA replication initiation; DNA replication. The record is from RefSeq and is a predicted model, not a curated record. NCBI's taxonomy places the organism in Eukaryota, Fungi, Ascomycota, Sordariomycetes, Hypocreales, Nectriaceae.